AUGCGGUCGUUUCUCUCCUUUGCGCUGCUCCCUGCCUUGAUUGCUUGCGCGCACGCCGGCCCCGACUACCACGAGCGCCUGCUCCUCCGCCCGCUGCCCCAGGACGCGCUGCUGGCCUCGUUCAACUUCCGCAGCAACGAGACGGCCGCCGCCUACGAGCAGCAGAACUUCGGCCUCUUCCCCCGCUCUCUGGGCCAGAUCCUGCAGCAUGCACACACCAAAGAGCUGCACCUGAGGUUCAGCGUGGGGCGGUGGGACGCCGACAGCUGGGGCCAGCGGCCGUGGUACGGCGCCAGAGAGGGCAGCAACGGCGUCGAGCUGUGGGCCUGGAUCGAGGCGGGCAGCGACGACGAGGCGUUUGCGCGCUGGCUGACGCUGGUCAACAACCUCUCCGGGCUCUUCUGCGCCUCGCUCAACUUCAUCGAUGCCACCAAGACGAUCCGCCCCGUCGUCUCCUUCGACCCCGAGGGCGACCAUGCAGACACGUCCAACCUGCACCUCCUCCACGGCAUCCUGCCCCACGAGGUCGUGUGCACCGAGAACCUGACGCCCUUCCUCAAGCUGCUUCCUUGCAAGGGCAAGGCCGGCAUCUCCAGCUUGCUCGACGGCCACAAGCUCUUCGACGCCGCCUUCCAGACCAUGGCCAUCGACGUGCGCCCCGUCUGCGGCACGUCGGGCCGCCAGUGCGUGGUCGAGAUGGAGCAGACGGUGGACAUGGUGCUGGACAUUGCCCGCUCGAAGCGCCCCCGCGACGACCCCAUCCCGCGCCCUCGCCCCAUCGAGGACAUCGAGUGCGACACCUCCAAGAGCUACAAUGCGCCCGACACCUGCUACCCGCUCGACAAGAAGACGGAGCCUGCCUGGAAGCUCACCGACGUGUUUGGGAAACCCCUGCGGGGUGCCUGUCCCCUGACAGCGGCCGAAGGCCCAGAGUCGGAAACCCUCUGUAUCAAUGCGCCACCAGAGCGCACGAUUCAUGUCAACACGACGGGCCAGUACACAGAGUCGCUAUCAGCUUCAGACACACUCCGCUGCUACAAGCUGCCAACCGGCACCGAGCUCGACCUCGUCCUGCCCGAGCAGCGCAUGACCACCGGCCUCGUACGCGGACAGCCUCACCUGUACGCCGCCCGCUCCAUCAACGGCCACGGUCAAGAACGCGGCAGUGUCCAGGCUGUCAUAAGAAACCCCUCGCCCACCGAUGCCGUCGAGUUCACGUACCUGGAGUCGCUCCCCUGGUUCAUGAAGCCUUACCUGCACACGCUGCGCGCACACGUGUCCGCCUCCGACGAGGACCCGCUGAAAGAGACGUAUUACCGCCCCGCCGUCGACCGCAUCCGCGGCACGCACCUCGAGCUGCGCCUCGUCAUCCCCCCCGCCUCCACCCUCAUCCUGACCUACGACUUCGAAAAGGCCAUCCUGCGCUACACCGAGUACCCGCCCGAUGCCAACCGCGGCUUUGAUGCGCCUCCUGCCGUCAUCCGCAUACUGGGGCCGUUCCAGUCUGCCGACCGCAAGGGCAUGUAUCUCAGAACUACGCCGCUGCUACUGUCCCUGCCGACGCCCGACUUUAGCAUGCCGUACAACGUCAUCAUCCUGACGAGCACCGUCAUGGCGCUGGGCUUUGGCAACAUUUUCAAUCUGCUGGCUCGGCGCUUUGUGGGGGCAGAUGAGGUGCCGGCGGCUGGCGGCCUGAAGGGCAUCAUUCAGGCCAAGAUUCAGAGUGUUAGGACUAGGUUUGGGCGGGCUUGA
This is a messenger RNA of Paraphaeosphaeria sporulosa, 1752 nucleotides long. Its product is annotated as GPI transamidase component GPI16 precursor. Gene Ontology annotation, biological process: attachment of GPI anchor to protein. The transcript has 2 exons. NCBI's taxonomy places the organism in Eukaryota, Fungi, Ascomycota, Dothideomycetes, Pleosporales, Didymosphaeriaceae. Gene Ontology annotation, cellular component: GPI-anchor transamidase complex. Bases 1 to 1752 code for a protein of 583 amino acids. The record is from RefSeq and is a predicted model, not a curated record.